Megalops cyprinoides (Indo-Pacific tarpon) is the source of this 1329-nucleotide messenger RNA. RefSeq lists its product as uncharacterized. The coding region runs from base 151 to 831 and encodes 226 amino acids. The record is from RefSeq and is a predicted model, not a curated record. The transcript has 4 exons. NCBI's taxonomy places the organism in Eukaryota, Metazoa, Chordata, Actinopteri, Elopiformes, Megalopidae.
CACACACGAUUGCAGAGACCAGUUUAAUCCAUUUAUCCGAGCAAGGCAGACUCCAGAAGGAACAUCAUAGGUGAAAACAGUGAAGGCUCAGAAACCCGUCUGAAGAUAUGCCUUAACUUCUGUGGCUGCUCGGCUCUGUAGUGAAGAGGGAUGCCUGCCCUAAUUGGACUGGUGCUGGUGUUAGCAACAGCGUCACAUGGUUCUUCAUCUUCCUGCAAUGCUACAGGGAAUAAACCAUUAACCCAAUGUUAUGGAGCUGUGGGACAACCUCUUUUCAUAUAUCUGAUAACAAACCUCAGUGGGUAUGAACUAAUUCUAAAAAACAACAUCACAGGUACUGUUGUUUUCACUCAUAAAAACAUUUCAAGAUUUUAUGGAACGUUUGCCAAACAUUCCAUUUUUUAUCCUAAUGGGACCCUUCAGUUGACAAAAGCAGAGAAAAUGCACUCUGGGAAAUAUCUCUUUGAAAUAUACCGUGGGUCAGCUGGACAAUUUUUGCAAGCGAGGACCGUAGAUCUGUUCAUCGAAGGAAGGCCUCCGUUUAUUCCAGUGGCAAUUGUAGUGAUCAUAUUACUUGCAGUGUUGUUGCUGGUAAUAUACACUCUCUACAAGAGGAAAAACAGGCCAAAGGCCCCAGUAGACAACAGGCCUGAGGCUGUGCAAGAGCUGGUAUAUGCACAGGUCACUGUGGUAGAAAGGAAGAACCAGAAGGGGAAGGAGGCGGAGCCAGACACUGUGUAUGAUCAGGUUAAUGCAUCUGGCACCUCUGAAGCUGUGACAGACAAGACCAAGAGUCAGGGGGAAAUAGUGUAUGCCAGUAUUCACACAUAGUCCUGGCCAAUCACAAGGCAUUUUUACAUUGUGCACACGUCCCACAGUCAGGGCAGGUGAAAUGCCAAUCAUAUGCAGUGUACACUAGCCACAGUAUUAAAGCCAUUCUCUCAUGAUAACAUACUGGUGCUUCUUCCUUUCCCAAUGCUAUUGCCUUAGUUCAGAUAAAUAUACCCAUAUCUGGAGUGCAUUCAGAAAUGUAUGCUGUGCCAUGCAUGUAGUGUCAUUAAUUUUAAUUUGUGCCAUUACUGCAAAAUUCAAUGAUUUGCUUCAUAAAAUAUAUUCAUAAAAGGUUAUGGCAAUAGGAAAGGUUUAAGGACUCAUAGGUUUAGCAGUGAAGUGUGUCAAACAUUCUGCUUUGGUUGACAAAGGGCCAGCUUUAUGUUAAGUGUUACAUUUUUUCAUUACUCACACCAUAUUUUUACUACCAGUGACUCACAAUGGCAAGAAGGAUGGAUAAAAACAGGGAUUCACUUGCUCAUUUUAUUAUUCUGUAGG